AUGGAGUGGAAAAAGACCCUUGGUUUUACAGACCGCUUGAGAACAAUCCAAUCUCUGACCACUGCAUACCAGCAAGCAUCCUCUUCCGCAGCCUUCGCCGAAGCACAAACACAAGCUCGAAAGCUCGAGAGCGAGGCAUAUGAACAAGCCACAUCAAAAGAGGAGUAUGACCGAAUCUAUCAAGCGGCACUUGACGCCGCAGAGGCCACGGUCUCGGAAGCAGCAGAUGCAGAGCUAGAUGACACAAACGCAUCCAGCCAGGAAACCGGCACAAAGAUCGGCCAUUAUACAGACAGCACCCACAUCUUCGACGGCCUGCACUCCACCAUCUACAGAUCCAAAUCCCAGAGCGGCGCCCUCGUUGCGCUGAAAAUCACAACCCCGCACCUCCUGGAACCGCCACACGAUGCCCAGCGCGAGGCCCAACUGCUACGCGAAGCAGCUAGCGAGCACAUCAUUCCCCUGCUAGAGACAUUCAAGCUUGACGGCGGCCGAUUCAUCCUCGUGUUUCCGUACAAGAGGCAUGAUUUCGAGACCCUCCUCCGCCGAGGCACGUUGACAGCCGCGCAGACAAAAACUAUCCUACGCGACAUGUUCAGCGCGAUAGCCGCGUGCCACGAAACAGGGAUAAUCCAUCGCGACAUCAAGCCCUCGAACAUCCUAGUGGACUCUCCGAGCGGACCAGCGUAUCUGGCUGAUUUCGGGAUCGCUUGGCGAGAAGGGAGCAUUGAGGCCGAACCCGCCGACAAGAAGAUCACCGACGUCGGGACGACAUGCUAUCGGCCGCCAGAGGUACUGUUCGGGUACAAGGGAUACGGACCGGCUCUGGACCUUUGGGCUGCGGGGUGCGUCGUCGCAGAGGCAGUGGCCGUGGGCCAUAAACCGCUUUUUGACGCAGGGCCUGUCGGGAGCGAUCUUUCCUUGAUUCAGUCUAUCUUUACGACACUGGGCACACCGGAUGAGCAGAGCUGGCCGGAAACCGCGAAGCUCCCAGACUGGGGCAAGAUCGAGUUCUACAAGUACCCGGCUCAACCGUGGGAUGAGGUUUUGAAGGGCGCAUCUUCAAACGGGCGUGACCUUGUAAGCAAAUUGGUGCGGUACGAGAGUGGCCAUCGUCUCUCCGCUGUAGAGGCUUUAAACCACCCAUAUUUCUCUAGUGGCAGUGCGAAAUCUACAACGACUGAUUAA
This is a messenger RNA of Aspergillus mulundensis, 1188 nucleotides long. RefSeq names its product putative cell division protein kinase (Ctk1). Gene Ontology annotation, molecular function: cyclin-dependent protein serine/threonine kinase activity; ATP binding. Bases 1 to 1188 code for a protein of 395 amino acids. Gene Ontology annotation, cellular component: nucleus; cytoplasm. The record is from RefSeq and is a predicted model, not a curated record. Gene Ontology annotation, biological process: protein phosphorylation. The transcript is spliced from 5 exons. Lineage: Eukaryota; Fungi; Ascomycota; Eurotiomycetes; Eurotiales; Aspergillaceae.